AUGAACGGGAAGGAGCAGAAGGAAGCCCGCCGUGACCGCGACCGCGACUCGGGCCAUCGACCGUCGCCCCGGUUCUGGGGCCACCCGGGUCGCGACAUGAGCUCCCCGGAUGAGGUGUAUGUGUUGAGAAGGCGUGUCCGCCCAAAAGUCAGGGAGCGGGCCGGCGUUCGCAUAGCCGGCCCCGCAGUCCCGCCGGGGCCCGACCCAGGCCCCGAGCCUGGGGAGCCGCGGAGCGGCAAGGGCGGAGGCGGCUUGCCGGACCCCGAGGGCUUCCAGUCGAAGCGGGAGAUGCUGGAAGGGCGAGGGCCGGUGCUGUGGGGCCGCGAAGGCCGACCUGGCUCCCCACAUGAGCACACGAGGGACCUCCUGGACCUGAUCGAGGAGUCUGAGGCGGCCAAGGAGGCCAACCUGCAGCAGCUGACUGACCAGGACGUGCUGGGCGUCCGCAGGUACCCGGACCCCGAGGGCUUCCAGUCUGAGCGGGAGAUGCUGGAAGCGCGAGGGCCGGUGCUGUGGGGCCGCGAAGGCCGACCUGGCUCCCCACAUGAGCUCACGAGGGACCUCCUGGACCUGAUCGAGGAGUCUGAGGCGGCCAAGGAGGCCAACCUGCAGCAGCUGACCGACCAGGACGUGCUGGGCGUCCGCAGGUACCCGUCCCCGGAGAGGUCCACUGCCUUCAAAGAGGCCACUGGGUCGACACUGCGCCUCGAGGCGGGUCCCGGCGGUCGAGGAGCGCCCGGCCAGAGCUGUGGGGAGGCGUCGACGGCUCCAGCCGGCCCUCUCCACCUCGGUGGGCCUGAAGCGGGCCGGGCCUUGGGGAACCCUAAGAGAGGCACUAAGCGUAGGUUGAACGUGGCUGCGGAUCGCCAGCGGCGCUCCGCGGAAGGCCUGGCCUGGCUGCUGUCCGACUCCGAGUCCUCAGAUGAACUCAGUGAGACACAGCUGAUGACGGUGAGCACUUACCGCAGAGGAGGAGGCCAGGCCAAGCCCAGCAGACCCGAGGAUCCCGGGGACACUCCCAGACACUCGAAGUUCCAAGUCAGGGAGAAUUACCGUCACGUGACAGGCUCUUCCCUGUCCUCGGCUCCGCGAGGACUCUCUUCGGUUGUGGGAAGGCAGGGCGUGGGAGAGCAGGGCAUCUCUUCCCCUAAGAAAAUGCAGAGCGUGCUGUGGGGCAAGGGGGGCAGCAAGCCCAGCUACCCGGGAGCUGCUGCUGCUGCUGCUGCUGCUGCUGCUGCUGCUCCAGGUGGCCUGCCGCAGGUCACUCCUAGGAAGAACGGAGCCCAGGAGAAGAAAUCCGUCCGGGAAGCAUCCAAACUUGCCCUGGGGGGAACCUUCCGUUCCCGGCGGCAGCGAAUCUCGGCAACUCCCGUGGAACCGGCCACCUUCCCCCCAAUCUCUGGUAUUCCGCUGCCUGGGAGACCCAAGAGUUAUACCUUGGUCCUUUCGGGAACCAAACAGUCCAAGCACAGUGGCGCUGGGAAGAAAUCCGUGGUCAGCUGGGCAAGGGAGUCUGAGGCAGUGGCGGGAGAAGAUAAGGACCCAAAUAGAGACCCAGCCCCAAAGGGCCAAGUGACCGGGGGCCACUUGACCAUCCCUCAAGACCGGAAACGCAGCAGCAGCCACUGGGAACGCCCUGCUGUCCUUGGGUAA
This is a messenger RNA of Orcinus orca (killer whale), 1653 nucleotides long. RefSeq lists its product as uncharacterized. The record is from RefSeq and is a predicted model, not a curated record. The transcript has 3 exons. Bases 1 to 1653 code for a protein of 550 amino acids. NCBI's taxonomy places the organism in Eukaryota, Metazoa, Chordata, Mammalia, Artiodactyla, Delphinidae.